UUUUAGUUUUAUCUGCACCAGUGUGAGUAGCAGUAUUGUUAAGAUUUAUGUUAUUGAUAUAACAUCUAUUCAAGAUCAAAAAUCAAGUUACAAUGUCAAAUUACAAUAAAGACCCUCUGGGAAUGGAGAGAUGCAAUUUGCUGAAAGAUAAAAAUGGUCCAGCUCACCAUACUGAUGAUUAUGAGACUGUAUCAUCGAGGUUGGUUGUGCGACGUGGAAAACCUUUCCUUCUUCGCUUAACUUUUGACAGAGAUACUAACUUCCCAUCAGACAAAAUCAGAUUUGAAUUUCGCACAGGUGGAAGUCCAAGAGUGACGCAAAAGUCGAGAUAUUAUCUUGACCCAAUUGAUCCGAAGGCUGGUGAUUCAAAUAAUGUUGGUGUACGGUUUUCCUCCGUAAAUACAGGAAAAGAGGUUGAUAUUGAGGUGUUCACACCAUCUGAUAUGGGUGUAGGACAAUGGAUGUUGUUCAUGUAUUCUAAAGGAAAAGGAAGACGUAGUGAGAAGAAAUCUGUUGUAUCGGACAACAUUGUCAUUCUCUUCAAUGCCUGGAACAAAGGGGACGACGUGUACAUGGAAAAUGAAAAAUGGAGGAAGGAAUAUGUACUGAAUGAUACUGGACGCCAGUAUUAUGGUUCUGCUCGAAGUAUUGGUGGAAUGGAUUGGUAUUUUGGACAGUUUGAAACUGAAGUUCUGAAUGCUGUUCUCAAGCUGAUUACAAUGGAAAAACUUCUUUACCGUAAUCGUGGGAGUGCUGUAGAAAUAGCAAGACACCUGUCAGCUCUUAUGAACGCCAAUGAUGACGAUGGCGUUCUGGUUGGUAAUUGGUCUGGAGAAUAUGAUGAUGGAAUAAAUCCUUCCGAUUGGGUCGGAAGUUAUGCAAUUUUCAAACAAUAUCUUGAAAAAGAAAAACCUGUGGAAUAUGGCCAAUGCUGGGUGUUUGCUGGUGUUUUGUGCACAGCUUUGCGAGCAAUCGGAAUUCCAGCACGUUGUAAUACUAACUUUGAGUCUGCUCAUGACACGGAUGCAAACCUGACUAUUGAUGUGGAAUAUGACAAAGACUACAAUUCUCUUGACAAAGAUGAUUCAAUUUGGAAUUUCCAUGUUUGGAAUGAUGUGUGGAUGGCACGUCCUGACCUUCCUAAAGGAUUUGGCGGGUGGCAGGCAUUAGAUGCCACGCCACAGGAAGAGAGCGGCGGAAGAAUGAGAUGUGGUCCAAUGUCUAUCAAUGCAAUUAAACAGGGUUUGAUUUUCAUGGACUAUGAUGGCCCGUUCAUAUAUGCUGAAGUGAAUGGAUCAAAACGUCAUUGGCUUAAAACGAUUGUGUCUGGAAAAACAAAAUAUGAAGAAUUGUAUUCUGAACAUGGAAUAAUCGGAAAGCGCAUGUCAACCAAACAAGUUGGAUCGGAUGUCAGAGAAGAUGUCACACAUCAAUACAAGUUUGAUGAAGGAACACCAGAGGAACGCUUGUCAUUUAAAACUGCACGGAAGUAUGUAACAACUCCUAGAACCGAAAAGAAAGAAACGAAACAAGUUAUCAAGUUUACAGGAGAUAUACCUGACUCUGUUCCUGUCGGAAAAGAAAUCGGCGCUUCGUUCACGUUUACCAACACUUCUUCCACCACUCAGAAUGUAUUUUUGAGGGUUGCAGCAAAACUUAUGCAAUACAAUGGUUCUGUUGUUGCAAAAAUUCAUGCUGUAAGUUUUGAGGAGACAAUUCCUGCCGGAAAAUCCAAAACUGUGAAAACUACUCUGUCAGCUGGUGAAUACUUAUCGAAGGUCAAAAAUAACGACAGCAUCAAAUUUUUUGCACUUGGUGGAGUAAAGGAAGGAAAAGACGUUUUACAAAGUUUUGGUUAUCAUGAUACGGUUGAAUUACUCAAGCCAACUAUUGCGAUCAAGGCUUCUGGGAAAAAUUACAAACCUGGGGAUUCUGUCACUCUCAAUAUCAGUUUCACGAAUCCGUUGUCAACUACUUUAAAACCAGGAGUUCUAAGGGCUGAAGGUUCUGGAAUCGUAGGUGUAAUGGAAAUUGAUGUGACUGCGAUUAAAGGUGGUGCUACCUUUACAAAAACGAUCACCGUCAAGCCACGUCGAGUUGGAGAGAGGAGAGUGAUUGUCGGGUAUUCUUCCCCAUCUCUAUCUGGUCUGCAUGGUAGCAUCACUCUCUCAGUAAGUGGGAAGUGAAUGAUAUCGAUAAUUUAGUGGAAAAGGUGUGAUUUUUGGAAGAAAAAGAAGAAGCUUUUUCAGCUGAUUUAUUGUUUUUGAUACGAGCUCAAAUUUUGUGCAUUCUUAUGAAAUAAAAAAAAUUGGCACAGAAUUUUCGCGAUGCGAUUUUUUGUUGCGUUACUGACACUGACUUUUUUCUACGUUCUAGUUAUGAGCUAAGCGUCUCUUCUGCAAGAUUUUUUAAUCGUGCAGUGGAUUUAUAUUUAGAUGUUUUGUGUCGUUUUGUAUUUUUAUACGAUUUUAGUUGGUGAUUUUUUCACUUUGUUUAAUCGUCUAAACUAAACCUCUUUUCACAUGGUUUUAUAAACUGAUAUGGUAGUACAUGAAAUACCUGAUUAUCGAUCUUUAAAUACAUAUGUAAUUCUACAUCUUUUUUAUUGUAAGUGGAUCUUUUUGCUGAUCAGAGAAGCAUUUGUAUAUAAGUAGUUUGUAGUCGUCAAUCAUUUUUUAUUCUGACAAAUUUUGAAUUUAUGCCAAACUAAUUUUUAGAAUGAAACAGGGACAAUCACCAUGCAUUUUAUAGACAUUUUCAACAUGUUACUGUCUUCAACAAAUUUUUCCGUCCUUUUUUAAUUGUCUUGUAGAAAAUAGUCAAUUGAAAAUUUUGAUUUUUCUAAAUGAAUUCCUCAUACCAUUUUUUAUCAAAUACACUAGAUGCAUAAACACUGCCUACUGACAUUAAAUAUUGCAACUAAGUUGAUAUUCAAGAUUUUUCAUUCAAUGAUUCAUUUUCUUAGCAUAACUACGCAGAUCUUAGCCCAGAUUAUGAACAUUUCAAUUUACAAUUAGUUUAUGCAUUUUUCCUAAUUUUUACUUCCCAUAUUGCUAGCAAUUUCUGAUAAUAAUGUGUACAUUUUUUCAUAUUUUUGCUGUGCAUACAUUAAUCUCCUCUGGCGUAACUUAAUUCUGAUCAGUUUUUGUCAGAUUUCAGUAUUUCUAGGUCUCUGCUUUUUUUGGUAAAGAAGAACCGUUCGUAUACAAAAAACAUCUUGUUUUACAAUGUUUCAAAUGUUUGUGAUAAACAAGAGCAAUUGUACGUCAUGUAGAUCAUGUAGCCAAUAUAUAUGCAGAAAUAAAUUGCACAAAAAACAUU
Molecule: messenger RNA, 3321 nt
Organism: Styela clava
Lineage: Eukaryota; Metazoa; Chordata; Ascidiacea; Stolidobranchia; Styelidae
Product: protein-glutamine gamma-glutamyltransferase K-like
Biological process (GO): peptide cross-linking
Molecular function (GO): protein-glutamine gamma-glutamyltransferase activity
Source: RefSeq, a predicted model, not a curated record